Messenger RNA from Mya arenaria, 6961 nucleotides. RefSeq names its product F-box/WD repeat-containing protein 1A-like. Lineage: Eukaryota; Metazoa; Mollusca; Bivalvia; Myida; Myidae. The transcript is spliced from 12 exons. The coding region runs from base 96 to 1685 and encodes 529 amino acids. The record is from RefSeq and is a predicted model, not a curated record. Gene Ontology annotation, molecular function: protein dimerization activity.
GUCACAAUAUUCCUCCAUUGACAGAAAAGGAAAACGAUGAAAACUGAAAAAUAACACUAACAAAUGUUUGUGGUGGACAGCUAUAAAAACGAAAUAUGACUACUAUGGAAAGCAAAAUGGAAACAUGCUCAUCGUCAGAUGAGCGACUAGACCUUAAAAAGAUGGACACAGAGGCAAUGUUGAAAACAUUGAGCCCCAGUUCCACGGAAGAGCCCCCCUCGCCCCAGUACCUGAAGGAACGAGACUGCUGUGUGAAGUAUUUUGACGGCUGGUCGGAGAACGAUCAGGUGCUAUUUCUAGAACACCUGCUUGCCCGUAUGUGCCACUACCAACAUGGGCAAAUCAACUCAUUCCUCAAGCCAAUGUUACAGAGGGAUUUCAUAUCUGCACUGCCAGCCAAGGGCCUAGACCAUAUAGCAGAGAACAUAUUGUCGUACCUGGAUGCAAAAUCUCUGUGUUCAGCUGAGCUAGUUUGUAAGGAGUGGUAUCGCGUGAUCUCAGACGGAAUGUUGUGGAAGAAACUCAUGGAACGCAUGGUGCGCACAGAUAACCUCUGGCGAGGUCUGUCUGAGAGGAGGAAAUGGGGUGUGCAUUUGUUCAAGCCACGUCCAGGGGAAACGCCAAAGGACCACAAGUUCUACAGAACUCUCUACCCACAGAUUAUACAAGAUAUAGAUAGAAUAGAAACUAACUGGCGGACAGGCCGGCACACGUUACAGCGCAUACACUGUCGUAGUGAAACAAGCAAGGGAGUUUACUGCUUACAGUAUGAUGACAACAGAAUUGUUAGUGGGCUUAGGGAUAACACAAUUAAGGUCUGGGACCGAGACUCGCUGGAGUGUACUCAGAUUUUGACAGGACACACAGGUUCCGUGCUGUGCCUGCAAUACGACAAUAACAUCAUCAUCUCGGGAUCAAGCGACUCGACUGUUCGGGUGUGGGACGUACGCACGGGUGAGAUGGUGAACACGCUCAUUCAUCACUGUGAGGCCGUCCUCCAUCUACGCUUCUGUGAUGGCAUUAUGGUCACGUGCUCCAAGGACCGUUCCAUAGCAGUAUGGGACAUGCAAUCUCCCCAGGAGAUAAACCUGCGCCGAGUGCUGGUGGGACAUCGGGCUGCCGUCAACGUAGUUGACUUUGACGAUAAAUACAUUGUUUCGGCUUCAGGGGAUAGGACAAUAAAGGUGUGGAGUACUCAGACUUGUGAAUUUGUGCGGACAUUGAAUGGGCACAAGCGUGGUAUAGCGUGUUUACAAUACCGCGAUAGACUCGUGGUUAGCGGCAGUUCAGAUAACACUAUCCGACUAUGGGAUAUUGAGUGCGGUGCUUGUCUCCGUGUGCUCGAGGGCCACGAGGAGUUAGUUAGGUGUAUAAGGUUCGAUAGCCGGAGAAUUGUUAGCGGAGCUUAUGACGGUAAGAUCAAGGUAUGGGACCUGGCGGCAGCAUUAGACCCCCGGGCACCUGCGGGCACACUCUGCAUUAAGACCCUUGUUCAGGAACAUUCUGGGCGUGUGUUCCGUCUCCAGUUUGACGAAUUCCAGAUCGUCUCCAGUUCCCACGACGACACAAUUCUACUGUGGGACUUCCUUAAUGUGCCUGCAACAGAUGGCACAACCGGCCGAUCUCCAUCACGGAACGCAGUCACUUAUAACUCCCAGCUUCAAUUGGAUGAUUCCUUGAUCUGAAUUUAACUAUUAAAUUUGACAUCAAAAGGCAAAUACAGACUUUAGUGUGGACUAAAUACAGUACUCACAAUAAGAAUAUUGUAAGAGAUGUGAAAGUACAGGAAUAUGAAGAUCUGUGCCAUAGGGCGGCAAAAUGUUAAAUAAUAGUGCUUCAGUCUUUGACAGACACAUGUGAAUAGACUUGUGAUUGUGAAUAUGUGAAUACUUACAAAUAGAAUAUUUGUAGGGGAUUUCUUUUCGCAUUGCCAAACUUUGUCAUUUUUUUCAUGCGUACCAACAUUGUUAUGACAUUCAUUGAUACAUUGAGUUGAAUUGACUUCCAGAUUUGUUUGAAUUAUAAGGAAGAUGCUAUACUUGUGUACAUUGUAACAUUUAGAUUAUUUUUAUCAUUUUUUUGCUGUAAAACAAUUUAAUAUUUAUGUGACUCAUUUUGACAUAUAUUCAAUAAUGUGAUAGAUUUUGUCAUUGUUAUGUUUAUUGGAAACUUCCCCACUCCCUAAACAUGUGUGCAUGCAUGUUAUUAGUAGAGUUUCUAUGACUAUGUUUUCAAAACAAAUUGUAUUAUUGUACCUUUUCAUAAAAACAAAACACAAUCAUGAUCAUGGUAAAUAGUAAAUACUGUAUUUUCAAAAUAUGGUACUCAAGUAUUUUCUCAAAAUUAUUUAUCGGCAGCAAAGCAUGGCUGAGGACAUAACAGGGAUAACUUUGUUUGCCGUUGGCGUCUCUCUUUUGUUGUCCAUCUAUUACUUUUGAAUGACUUGUUGAAGAGUCAAUAAACUUGAUUUGCACAAUGGUCAUGGUCAUUAGAUGACUAUGAUUGAUUUUGGAUCAGUAGGUCAAAGGUAACAGGCAACACACACAUACACUCGCGGCAUUCUAGUUUUCAAUUACAAUCUGUAAUUUAUAAUUUUCUUUUUUUUAAGUUAAGGGAUUAUAAUGGUGCAGUUGAGAAGUAAAGGAGUCAGAAUUUCAUCUGAGGGGUUGUGGGCUUGAGCCCUAUAAGGGCCAUAUUAUCAUGGCCUCUCAAAAAGGCUUCUAUCCUGAAAGCAGACUACAUCUUGGUCUAUGUAAGAUUAUUGUUGUCUUUUGUGCUCAAACUAUAAUUUAAAAAGGACAGGGUGCUGCAGAAGAGGGUGACGGUGCAAUGGGAAAAAAGGCCCUAUUGUAUCGGGCUGUGAAGAACUUGGCAUAAUGAAUUAGGCAGAACAUGUAAGAACUGUGUUGAAUUGAAGAGCUAUUAGAUUUCAACUGCAAACUAUUAGGGAUCAUAUUACAAGUGUUAAUCAAUACAAAAGAACUAUUUUGUUAUAAAUGUUAAGUAUUCAAUUCUAUGAAGGCAAAAGGGUGUUACAAUAAAGGACAAGAAUGCAGCACCCUUCCAUAGCCUUUCAGCUAACAGCCUUAGCAUAUGCAUGUAUUAGUAUAUUAAAAUUAUUAAAUUCAGUCUUAAGGAAAACAUUUGUACAUCCUCUAAAUGCCUGGAUGAACAUUAUAACAAAGGGCAUUAAGGUAACAAAGUCUUGAACUGGAUAGAAAAAACACUUAUUUUCCUCAUAGUAAAGGCAUAUCUCUCUAUCAUGUCAAUGAAUGACAUUAAAUUAUUUUUGCAAAUAAAGCCAUUGUUUACUUGCUGUUUUUUUUAAUAAAAAAGAAAAUUUUCCAGUGUAGCAACUGUUAUUUGUUACCAAAUUUGACAUUUCUCGAUACACUGGACACAUAUUAUUCUAAUCAACAAGACAUUAUACAGUAUAACUGCGGUCGUUCGAACAAGCGGUCAGUCGAGAACCGGCUUUCCCUCGAGGUCAGAGCUUAGUCCUGAACUUUUUUCCUUCUAUUUUCAUAUAAAAUAUACCUACGCUGCAUCGAAACCUAAUUAUGUCGAGGAGUCGAGCAAUAUCCUCGGUCCCAAGUACACAAAUCAUGCACAAAACUUUAUGGCUCCCUCGAGGUCAUAAUUUCACACUUUCGCGAACGCGUGUUCCAAAAUAAACAAAAAAUUGCUAGGUAGUAAAACUUUCGCAAGAUGUGAAAAUUGCAAUGACAGUUGAAAGGCAAUUGAUAAGGUGUGAAAAACUGUUUAACAUUGUUAACGCAUGACCGAUAUUAGUUGAUAUGGGCAUUUUAGAAGAUAAUUAUGAGAAAUUAAUUGUGAGAAAUGUUAAUGAGUAAAAAAAAUAUGAAUAAACACUACCAUAUUGAUCCAACUUCGGAAUUUCUGAAAAGAAUUCCUUUUUGUCACUUUGCUUUGCAAUAUGGUUAUUUUGUAAAAAAACAAACACCGAUUUAUUGAUUUAUUGAUAUUUCUUUUAUAUUUAGUACAUAUAGUAAACGACAGCCUUUGAACAUAUGAGCGAUUUCCACAGCGCAACACAUAAUCGGUGUAUAAGUUAACAGACUACUUCAUACUUAAAAUACACUGAAAUAUAUUUCAUAAUAGACUGGAGAAUUAAAAAUCGGGUCGUUCGAAACAUCGGUUCCCUCAAGGUUUAGGCUCGGUCCCGGCGACCUCGAGCGAUCGCAGUUGAACUGUGUAAUAAAAUGUGCAUAAUCCUCAUAGGAUGAUGUUAAUUGUCAUAAUGAAUCUGUAAAUUGAAAGAAAGAUAAUUGAAUCUUCCUUCUUCACUUUAAUGCCCUAAAAAUGUAUUUACAUUAUUUACCAUACACUUCAUUGUAAUGAAAAAGGGCAGUAUUUGAGGCCAAAUUUUGUUGUGUUUUCUUGUGCUUUUGAAAGAAAUGCAAUACUUGCGCAUACAUACUUGGAAUUGUACAUGCUUCAUAGAUUUGCAUUAAUUUUCUGCUUGUUCAUGUCUUAAUCAUUUAUUAUGGAGCUUCCUGAGGCUUUGUUGAUGGUAUUAUUACAGUUCAUAUGUUAAACUUUGUUUGGAAAACAAUAUAUCAACAACAACAAAAAAAUAGUAUGGAAUAGAUGGACAACCAUUGGUACAGCCCUUAGCACUGAAGUUUAUGUGUGGUGAAAAACAUGGGCCAGCUACACCCCACAAUAUGAUAUUUCAGUUUAUUUAAAGGUUGCUAAGCUAAGGUUAUAACACUUGAGUAGUAUUACAAUAUUACUAUGAUAUGAUACAUUUUUGCUACGAGCAAAGUAUUUGGUGUAUAUUGCAUUAUAACGCAUUUUAUGUUUUUGUGAUUGUAUUCAGAUUUUUAAAAUAUUUGUGGCUAUUUACUCUAUCUCUUGUGUUUAAGGUGUCAUAAGUUGUAACUUCCUUACAGGCAGGAGACUUUGCUUUGUUGUGCUGUUCUUAUAAUAACUAACAAUGUGUUGAUUUAUGGCCAAAGGGAGUAACAGGCCUAUGGCAUCAGUGUCCGUAUUAACUAACAUAUUGUUGAAAUUUGAGGCAUCGCGCUCAGAAAAUAGUAUUCUAAAAUGUUCUAUUAUAUAUACAAUACAACUAAUUUUGACAAAAGAUGUUUGCCUGAUUGUGAACAGAUUAUUUGUAGCGAGUACUGAGUACUGCAUUAACCAUCUUCGCUCCUAUUAUAGCAUUUUAACAGCAAAAAAUCAGACUUUAAUGGCCUAUAUUAACUAUCGUCAUGACUCUUUCAGUCUUAGUUUGAAACUUGGGACUUAAAAAUGCAAAUUAUAAUGAACGUUAAAUUGCAAUUAGAAAAGCAAUAAUGGUAUAUAUGGACAUUUCCUUUCAUAAGGAAUUGCUUCUCUAUUAUUUAUAGAUGCCAUAUCAAAUCAAGUUAUAUUUCAGAUAUAUUAUAAUUUCAGAAGUCUCUUUUCUGAGUCAAGAGUCUCAAACUGAGACUCGAGAGAUUAGUUAAUAUUGGUCAUUAUAGCUGAUACACCUAUUGGCUAUCAGCAGAGAAAUGUUAUAUUCAUGUACUGUGUUGUUGCAUAAAAAAUAAUUUCAGAGAAAAAAAGAAAACAUUAGAUAUAUACGCAAUAAAGAACAUAACCUUCAUUUUUCUUCAUUGCUAAAAAGCAUAAUCAAUUUCAAGAAUUCAGGUAAAAAUCUCAUUCCUGUUUAAUGUUGUCAACAUGUGUGUCUUUCCCAUUAACAUUCAUUUUGGGGAAUAAUUUUGCGGGCUUACGUGAAAGACGGUUGUAAAUAGAAAUAGAAUGUAGAAUAGAAGGCAAGUCGUUACAAUAGCCUUGAGCUAAGCCCUCAAAUUGUGAUGUUCAUGAAAUGUGUACUUUUUGGUACAUGUAAUGCUAAUUAUGGUAUGUACAUUUAAUAUAUUUAUGUUGUAUAUGUGUGUGAUUAUUUAACACACAAUCGCUGUGUUUUGUUUUGUGAAUGCAGACCAAUUAAUUUUCAACAAAAUUGAAUUUGUGUCUAAUACUUGUAGAAAAAAAAAAAUAUUAAAAAAAGUUGCUUGUUAAUGUUUCUGUCACAGAAGUGAAAUUUAAAACCUAAAUGUAAAGUGAAGUUUUGACAAAUAUAUCAACCCUUGGCAUAUUUUUUUGUACAUGCAGUGACCUAUCAGUAAUGUCAUGAUGGAGUCUGACCCAUUAAUAAGCCUGUUUUCUGAUAGCUCCAUUAAUCUUGAUGUUAAAUUUGAUGCCUUGGCUGGUAUUCAUACAUCAUUGACUCAAUUCACUGUAUACAUGAAGGUCCGUUAUUAUUAUCAAGCAAUCCGAUUAGCUACAUCAUUCUUAGAUCCAAUGAAGACCAGUAUUGAAUAUCACCCUGGGUGACCUAAUGUAAUGUUAAUAUCAUUUAAACAGGUACUGCUCACUGAUAACUAAAAUGAAAAAUAUAUCACUGAAAUUAAAUUUCAAAUAAAGUAAAUGCAGUUUGUAUACAUGUAUUUGCUCUUUAUUUCGACCAAAUUUAGAUGUUAAUGACAUAUUUUUGCAAUUUUUAAAGACAAAAAACUUGUUCGAUUAUGUUUUGGUAAAAAAAAUAUUUUCUUUUUUUACACAUAUUGACAAGACCCUUUCAGAUGAUUCCAGAAUAGUAUGGGGUCACCAGGCAUCUAAGAUACACAUAUUGAUGGGUUGUAUGCAUUAGCAAGGUUACUCGAUACCAUACAGAUGUCAUCAAGGCCAAUUUUCUCACAAUGGUCCUCAUAUGUAUUUUUUUGUGCUAAAUUGUGUGGUUCAUACGCCUUACUUAGAUCACAUGCUUGUUUGAAUUGUAAUAUUUAUUAUCAAUUAUGUUGUAUGAAUGUCUUUAUCAUGUUUUGUUUAAUAAAUUUCCAUGUUACAUGCACUUGAGAACUGACCUAUCUGUGUUUAUAGAAAAGAUUGUGUACCAAGUUCGAAACAGAAUGAAAUAUUAUAUUAAAUAAACAAUUGUCACUGA